Messenger RNA from Vicia villosa (hairy vetch), 2044 nucleotides. RefSeq lists its product as uncharacterized. Bases 699 to 1673 code for a protein of 324 amino acids. The record is from RefSeq and is a predicted model, not a curated record. NCBI's taxonomy places the organism in Eukaryota, Viridiplantae, Streptophyta, Magnoliopsida, Fabales, Fabaceae. The transcript has 2 exons. Gene Ontology annotation, biological process: root development; shoot system development.
UUGGAGAGGAAAUUUGAAGAAUUUCAUAGACAAAUGUUUGCUAUGAUAGCGGGCUCUUCUAAGGAUCUUUCUAUCGCCCAUCCUUGUACUCAUCCAUCCUCAUUACGAAGACGAAGAUGAGGAUGAUGAGCAGUGGAUGAAGACGAAGAUGAAUGAUGGAUUUAAGCCCAGAUGGGAGAGCAUGUGCCAUAUAUAAAUGGGAUAUCAUCCCUAUUUCAAGUCAAGGAUCUAUAAUAAAACUCAAAUUUUGAACUCCAAGGACCUUGCAUGUGAUGGGAGUGUAUGAACAUGGAAAGUGGAUCAUGUGUCUGGAAGAUGACAAGCAGUUCUAUUUAUAAAUAACUUGUUCAGAUCUUUUUUGAUCUAGUACAUGUGUGUGAGUUGAUCAAGGAUUUCAACACAUGUUAACAUAUGUUUAAACGUGUGGUGUGAGUCAUGUUCCUCCAACAGAGACAUGCCUGACAAUACUGCACACGUGAAAAUGGUUAUGUUUAUGAUUAAAACACGUUUUAGGUAAAGCAUUUGCAUUGAAAAUGUUAUAAUAAUGCAAAUGAGUUGGAAUUAUACCUUGGAGGAGACAAAGCUCUAACAUCUUUGCAAUAAUGUCUAAAUUCAAAUCUGGAUUAGUUGGCCUCAUUGAUAUGUGAUUAAGAUGAGAUUCCUUAUGUCGCCUGACACCUUUGAUAUAAAUUGAGAAGAUGCCAAUGGAAAAAUACAGAUCCAUAACUCAAUUCAACAUUCAAACAAAGGCUUCUCUUUUUCUUCUCUUUAGCAGUAAAAUAAAAAUGGCAGUAUCUCCUAUGAAUACAAAAUCCAAUUUCCAUGGCCGCUCAAUCAGCUUGCCAUCUAGACCACACCCCCUCAUUCUUAAAUGCAGUCAACAUUUGGAAACCUUACAAAGGUCUUCCGAUGAAACCUCCUCCUCAUCGUCAGUUUUCCAUAAGAUUGAUGGCUUGCGAGAUUUGAUCGAGUGUGUUGAAAAUUUGAUUCAGCUUCCACUAACACAAGAUGCACUUGUACAUGAUAAGCAUCAAGAAAAUUGGGUAAAUAACCUAUUGGAUGGAUCCUUAAGGCUAUUAGAUGUGUGUAGUGCUGCCAAAGAUGCUGUAAUUCAUACAAAAGAGUGCAUAAGGGAACUUCAAUCCAUCAUAAGAAGAAGAGGAGGCGGAUCGGAGGUCACUGCAGAGGCUAAGAAAUUCUUGACAUCUAGAAAGGUUGUGAAAAAGGCCAUCUCCAAAGCAUUGACAAAUUUGAAGGGAAAUACCAAAAGUUGCAACAUGUUAUCUACAAACAAAGACCAUCAAACACUGACUUUGAUUAAAUUAUUACAAAAUGUUGAAGUAGCUACACUAUCUACAUUUCAAAGAAUUCUGCAAUUUAUCUCAGGGACUAUACAAUCAAAGUCAAACAGAUGGGGUUCCAUUUCCAAGUUAAUUCAGUCCAACAGAGUUGCUUGUUCACAAUUGACAGAUGAAAGUGAAUUUGCUCAAGUGGAUGUAGCAUUGCAGUCUUUCAUAUUUACCAAGACUAGAAAACUUGAAGGCAUCAAUGAUUUGCAAAACCACUUAGAGAAAACCGAGUCAAGCAUUCAAGACCUUGAAGAAGGGCUUGAGUUUUUGUUUAGGCGUCUUAUUAAAAUCAGAGUCUCACUUCUAAAUAUCCUCAACAAUUAGUAGAACUUCUAUGGGACUCAAUUUUGUAGUGAUAUAGAUACACUUGUACAUGGAAAUUAUACGUAGAGGUGUCAAUUUAAGGGGCCAAUUAAUUUGGGCCCCAGCCCCAAUAUUAAGAGGGCCUAAAAAAGUUUAACAAUAGUAAGCCCUCAAAUACAUAGGGCCUAAAGUUAGAAGACCCCAAAAUUCAAAAGGGGGCCCUAAGGCCCAAAUAAAAUUAAAAAAACAUAAUUAGGAAAAAAAAUUUAAAAAGAAAUUGAAAAAAAAAAUUUAUUUUCAAAAACUUCCCAUUGUUUAUUUAAUGUAAUAAUAAUUACUCCACUCAUUUAAUAUUAUUUACUUUUAAUUAACAAAAUAUAAUAUAAUUUCAA